This is a messenger RNA of Chenopodium quinoa (quinoa), 2304 nucleotides long. Its product is annotated as D-2-hydroxyglutarate dehydrogenase, mitochondrial-like. Bases 234 to 1955 code for a protein of 573 amino acids. Gene Ontology annotation, molecular function: FAD binding; catalytic activity. Lineage: Eukaryota; Viridiplantae; Streptophyta; Magnoliopsida; Caryophyllales; Amaranthaceae. Gene Ontology annotation, cellular component: mitochondrion. The transcript is spliced from 16 exons. The record is from RefSeq and is a predicted model, not a curated record.
UCAUCGUGGAGCGUAGAGAGUAUCAAAUUGCCAAGCUAUCACCCUUUCCUACCAAUUGAGAUUGAGUUACGAGUAUUAGUCUCAUACAGUCAUACUCCGUUGAAUGCCGUAUACUCAAGUCUUAUGCAUCAUGCAGGCAGAUGCCGUAUUUCAUUACCAACGCCACUAAACAAUAAGUACUCCGAAAACGAGAAAAAAAUUAAAAAAAAAAAAAAAAAAAAAAGUGAGAGAAAAUGGAGAAACGACGAGCUUAUGCACUGCUAUGGCAAUGGCGUGCUUCUUCAAGGCCUCUUUCCUCCAAUCAUCGUUCUUUACUUCCCAACUCUCUUCUCACUUCUCGAUCCUCCGAUUCAGGCUCUAUGUUUAACUUUGGUAGAAGUUUCACAUCAUUAAGCUCAUUCACCGAACAACAGAGGCAGAGUUUUCAGCAAUUACUCAACAUAUUGAUAGAUCGCAGAGUGCUUCAUCAGGGUACUUUUCUGAGAAGCUCAAAUCUUCCUGUAAGAUUUUAUGGAUCUGCACCAGUUGAGAGAAGUGCAUCAUUCUCAGAGAUAAAUACCAAGGAUAUCACCUACUUUAAGAGUAUAUUGAGGGAGAACAAUGUAAUACAGGACCCAGAUAGGCUUCAGCCUGCAAACACAGAUUGGAUGCAUAAGUACCAAGGCUCAAGCAAGCUUAUGCUACUACCCAGGACCACUGAAGAGGUUUCUCAUAUAAUGAGAUAUUGCAACUCUAGACAUUUGGCUAUCGUCCCUCAAGGGGGUAAUACUGGUCUUGUUGGUGGAAGUGUGCCCGUCUUUGAUGAGGUUAUUGUCAACGUGAGUCAAAUGAACAAGAUCAUAUCUUUCGAUAAGGUCAGUGGUAUACUAGUUUGCGAAGCAGGAUGCAUAUUGGAAAAUCUGGAAUCUUUUUUGGACAAUGAAGGAUUUGUGAUGCCUCUUGAUUUGGGAGCCAAAGGAAGCUGUCAGAUAGGUGGAAAUGUUUCUACCAAUGCUGGUGGCUUACGCUUGGUUCGUUACGGAUCUUUGCAUGGAAAUGUUUUAGGCCUUGAAGCUGUUUCAGCCAAUGGUACUGUGAUGGACAUGCUGGGUAUCUUACGCAAAGAUAACACUGGGUAUGACUUGAAGCAUUUGUUUAUAGGAAGUGAAGGAUCGCUUGGUAUUGUGACUAAAGUUUCCAUCCUUACUCCCCCAAAGCUUUCUGCUACUAACCUUGCCUUUUUGGCAUGUAAAGACUAUCUCAGCUGUCAGAAACUUUUAUUUAAAGCCAGAAGGAAACUUGGAGAGGUCUUAUCAGCGUUUGAGUUCUUGGAUAGUCAUGCAAUGGACGCGGUGUUGAAUAAUCUAGAAGGUGUUAGAAAUCCAUUGCCUCCUGCAGUGCACAACUUCUAUGUUCUGAUUGAGACCACAGGGAGUGAUGAAUCCUAUGAUAGAGAGAGGCUUGAUACGUUCUUGUUUCGCUUGAUGGAAAGUGGUUUAAUAUUAGAUGGUGUGGUUGCACAAGACAUUAAUCAAGUAUCUUCAUUUUGGCGUAUCCGUGAGGGUAUACCAGAAGCGUUGAUGAAGUUUGGGGCUGUAUACAAGUAUGAUUUGUCUUUACCUUUGGAGAAAAUGUAUGAUCUUGUUGACGAAAUGCGAGCACGCCUAGGUAACCCAGUCAAAGUUGUGGGGUACGGCCACCUGGGAGAUAGCAACUUGCACCUCAAUAUAACAUCUCCUCAGUAUAAUGAUGAUAUUUUAGCACAAAUUGAGCCCUUUGUCUAUGAGUGGACAUCUAAGCAUCGUGGGAGUAUCAGCGCUGAGCAUGGGAUUGGAUUGAUGAAAGCAAAUAAACUCUACUACAGCAAGUCGCCUGAAGUGGUACAAUUAAUGGUUUCUAUCAAGAGGUUGAUGGACCCGAAUGGCAUACUUAAUCCCUAUAAAGUUCUUCCACACUGUCUUAGUGCCAACAACUAGGGCUAGAAGAACAACUUAGCCAGUUAUAAUACAGACAAGUCCUCUUCUUACAUAUACUGAAUAUCUCAACCAGCAGAAGAUGGGUAAUUGAAAUCAAUAAGAACCUAAAACAACAUUCAAAAGUUAUAACACAGAGAAGUCCACUUCUUUAACAGAUGAUUGCAAAUUCCUGUUUACUGUAAAUCUUGUAUGUAAAAUAUGUCACAGCUGACUUAAAGACAACUUUUUCACAGGGCGACAAUUCUAAAUCAGGUUAUGUUGUUUCCUACACUGUUCACUGCCUAAAGUCACUAUGUGGCACACUUGACUAUUGUUUUACAUCUUCAUGAAAAGUUCAUUUAAACUCUUA